AUGGCACCGUACCGCAUGGCACUGGCAGAGCUUGAUGAGCUGAAGGCUCAACUGGAUGAUUUGAAAGGAACGGAUGAUUUGACCAUGCUCCACAUAAUUGAACUUGCAGAGGUGUUUGUACCACUUGACGAAGUUGUAACCUUCUUGCCACCUUUUGUGAUGGUAUUGAUGUUGUCCGUCAUGACCGCGAUAUCUUUGGUGGAACGAAGAAUAUGCAAUAUUAUACAUCUUGCAUUUAAAGAAAAUAGCAAAAUUGGUUAUAAUUACUUCUUCAUCUCUUCGAUCUCAAUGGCUAUUUUCUAUGAAUUACUACUACUUGGCGUAUUGUUGCCUAUCAUACACAAUGCAGGUGCACAAUCCAUAGGUGUUUGCAAUGGACGACUUGGCAACAAUUUGCCAUCGGAGCAGGAAACUGUGGACUUAUACAAAUCCAAUGGCAUUGGAAGGAUGCGAAUAUACGAUCCAAACCAAGCAACUCUGCAGGCACUCAGAGGAUCCAACAUAGAACUCAUUCUCGAUGUUCCGAACGGGAAACUUCAAGAGCUUGCAUCCGAUGCUUCAGCUGCAACUCAAUGGGUCCAGAUGAAUGUACAAGCUUACUCUCCCGAUGUAAAGUUCCGAUACAUUUCUGUGGGAAAUGAAGUAGAUCCCAACACUGAAAAUGCUCAGUAUGUUCCGUUCGUUCUCCCCGCCAUGAAAAACGUCCACAGUGCGAUUGUAGCAGCCGGACUACAAGACCAAAUCAAGGUUUCGACAGCAACGUACUCCGGACUUUUGGGCACCUCUUACCCUCCAUCAAAUGGGGCAUUCCAAGACAACGCAAGGUCAUUCAUGGAGCCAAUCAUCAGCUUCCUUGCUAGCAAUACUGCCCCAUUACUUGCCAACAUAUACCCUUACUUUGCCUAUAUUGAUAAACCCCAAGACAUUCAGCUUCCUUAUGCCUUAUUUACUGCACCAGGAGUAGUUGUAACCGACGGUUCAUUAGGAUAUCAAAACCUUUUUGAUGCAUUGUUGGAUGCCAUGUACACUGCCGUUGAGAAGGUAGGUGGACAUAAUUUGGAGAUUGUGGUGUCGGAGAGUGGCUGGCCGUCUGAGGCUGGCACUGCAGCAAGUGUGGAGAAUGCAAGCACUUACUACAGAAAUUUGAUUAAUCAUGUCAAGGGUGGGACUCCAAAGAAGCCAGACAGGGCUAUACAAACCUUCUUGUUCGCCAUGUUUGACGAGAACCAAAAGCCUGGGAAGGAAACGGAGAAACAUUUUGGCCUGUUCAGUCCUAAUAAGCAGCCUAAAUACCAAAUUGCUUUCAGUUAAAAUACUGAUGAAUAUGAAAAAUGAAGGAAAAUUUAAAGUAGCGAGCUAAAUUAUAUAUAUAUAUAUACAUAUGUAUCGAUGAAUAAGAAUGGCUUGUGCUUAUAUAGCUUGAACAUUGUUUACCUGGAAAGAGAAUGUCUUGGGUAAGGCAUGCCUGUGAUCUCUAUUCUAUCUUAUCAAUUAAUUUUCGUCUUUCUGUUUGUUUAUUUAAGGAAGCUAUGUAAUAUAAGAUUUGUAUGGAGGAGCAAAAAUUAAUAAAAGAGACAUUUUAAUUUUACA
This is a messenger RNA of Cornus florida, 1590 nucleotides long. RefSeq names its product glucan endo-1,3-beta-glucosidase-like. NCBI's taxonomy places the organism in Eukaryota, Viridiplantae, Streptophyta, Magnoliopsida, Cornales, Cornaceae. Gene Ontology annotation, molecular function: hydrolase activity, hydrolyzing O-glycosyl compounds. The record is from RefSeq and is a predicted model, not a curated record. The transcript is spliced from 5 exons. Gene Ontology annotation, cellular component: plasma membrane. The coding region runs from base 1 to 1311 and encodes 436 amino acids. Gene Ontology annotation, biological process: carbohydrate metabolic process.